AUGCCCUGCGGGGUGUACACCCCCCGCUGCGGCUCGGGCCUGCGCUGCUACCCGCCCCGGGGGGUGGAGAAGCCCCUGCACACACUGAUGCACGGGCAAGGCGUGUGCAUGGAGCUGGCGGAGAUCGAGGCCAUCCAGGAAAGCCUGCAGCCCUCUGACAAGGAUGAGGGCGACCACCCCAACAACAGCUUCAGCCCCUGCAGUGCCCAUGACCGCAGGUGCCUGCAGAAACACUUCGCCAAAAUUCGAGACCGGAGCACCAGUGGGGGCAAGAUGAAGGUCAAUGGGGCACCCCGGGAGGAUGCCCGGCCUGUGCCCCAGGGCUCCUGCCAGAGCGAGCUGCACCGGGCCCUGGAGCGGCUGGCCGCUUCACAGAGCCGCACCCACGAGGACCUCUACAUCAUUCCCAUCCCCAACUGCGACCGCAACGGCAACUUCCACCCCAAGCAGUGUCACCCAGCUCUGGAUGGGCAGCGUGGCAAGUGCUGGUGUGUGGACCGGAAGACAGGGGUGAAGCUUCCGGGGGGCCUGGAGCCGAAGGGGGAGCUGGACUGCCACCAGCUGGCUGACAGCUUUCGAGAGUGAGGCCUGCCAGCAGGCCAGGGGCUCAGCGUCCCCUGCUACUCCCAUGCUCUGGAGGCUGCAGAGCUGACCCAGAGUGAAGUCUGAGUCUGAGUCCUGUCUCUGCCUGCAGCCCAGAAGUUUCCCUCAAGUGCACGUGUGCAUGUGUGCGUGUGUGUGCGUGUGUGUGUGUGUGUUUGUGAGCAUGGGUGUGCCCUUGGGGUAAGCCAGAGCCUGGGGUGUUCUCUUUGGUAUUACACAGCCCAAGAGGACUGAGAGUGGCACUUAGCCCAAGAGGUCUGAGCCCUGGUGUGUUUCCAGAUCGAUCCUGGAUUCACUCACUCACUCAUUCCUUCAUUCAUCCAGCCACCUAAAACCAUUUACUGACCACAUACUACAUGCCAGCUCCAGUUUUCAGCCUUGGGAGGUUUUAUUCUGACUUCCUCUGAUUUUGGCAUGUGGAGACACUCCUAUAAGGAGAGCUCAAGCCUGUGGGAGAAGAAAAAUCUCAUUCCCAGGGUCAGAGGAGAAGACACAUGUACCUUGACCAUCGUCCCUCCUCUCAAGCUAGUCAGAGGGUGGGAGCCUAAGGAAGCGUGGGGUAGCAGAUGGUGUAGUGGUCACGAGGUCCAGACCCACUCCCAAAGCUCGGACUUGCCAGGCUCCCUUUCUCUUCUUCCCCAGGUCCUUCCUUUAGGUCUGGUUGUUGCACCAUCUGCUUGGUUGGCUGGCAGCUGAGAGCCCUGCUGUGGGGGAGGGAAGGGGUCAAACUUGAAGCACAGAGGGCUAGGGAGGUGGGGUGCAUUUCUUUGAGCAGUCAGGGUGGGAAGAAAGAAUGCAAGAGUGGACUGAAUGUGCCUAAUGGAGAAGACCCACGUGCUAGGGGAUGAGGGGCUUCCUGGGUCCUGUUCCCUACCCCAUUUGUGGUCACAGCCAUGAAGUCACCGGGAUGACCCUGUCCUUCCAGUGGCUCAGUCCCUGUGGCUCUG
This is a messenger RNA of Mandrillus leucophaeus (drill), 1550 nucleotides long. It is a transcript of the gene IGFBP4, whose product is annotated as insulin-like growth factor binding protein 4. The record is from RefSeq and is a predicted model, not a curated record. Gene Ontology annotation, biological process: regulation of insulin-like growth factor receptor signaling pathway. Gene Ontology annotation, molecular function: insulin-like growth factor I binding; insulin-like growth factor II binding. Gene Ontology annotation, cellular component: extracellular region. NCBI's taxonomy places the organism in Eukaryota, Metazoa, Chordata, Mammalia, Primates, Cercopithecidae. The coding region runs from base 1 to 585 and encodes 194 amino acids. The transcript is spliced from 4 exons.